AUGUUCGCCGUCUUGAUCCCGACAGCUCUCGCUAUCUUGCCCCUAGCCCGGGCCGAGUGGGAGUGGACGGCUGGACAGACGGCUUGGGUCGUCGUCGUCUCCGUCAUUGGCUCCUUCAUCAUCCUCAGCAUCAUCGGCACGUGCAUCCGCAGCGCAUACCUCGCCAACAAGAUGGCAGAGCAGUUCCAGCAGUAUCGCCCACCGCCUCCCCUGCAGCAGAACGUCUAUUCACGAAGAGAAAGAAAAGAGGAGAGGGACAAUGGCGAACCAAAGGCUGACGGGAUCCCCAGACUGAUCCGUACAAUCCGAACACAACGUUCGCAUACACUGCCCAGCCGACCACCGCCUACCCUCCACCCCCGUCGCCAGCUGCCGGGGUACCAGGCAAGACCGGACCGCCAAUCUACUCUCCAGUCUAGCUUUGUUCACCGCCGGGUUUGUGUUGAGCGUCCUAUAGUGCUCGUCGCCUUGUACAGUAUUGUCCAUGCAUCGCUCUCCAAUGCCGACGUCUGCCUCGUUGCCACCGACUUCAGUCUUAAGAUACAGGGAACAGGCUUGUUUUCAAGUUUUCCGAGCCAACGGCCUCUCAGCAUGGUAGCUAUUCUCAACUCUUCAGCUCCAGCCCCGCCUGACAUUGCGGAGGGCAUACAGACCCUCGGCUUCCUUGCUCAUGGGGCUCUUUUCGUCCUCGAGGUGAUCGUGAAUCUGACGCCAUUGGCACUCCUGGCUGCCCUAGUCGUGUGCAUCAUCGGAGUCAGUCCGCCGUCUACUGGUCCCACUUCCUCAACGGUGGCGCAGGAGGCGGCAAAGGAUGGCGGAGCAAAGGAUGGCCAAACAUCAACACUCCCAGAGAAGUCUUCCCAGACCGCUACCACCUUACUCAAGCGACGGCUGGUCUUCUGA
Messenger RNA from Trichosporon asahii var. asahii CBS 2479, 903 nucleotides. RefSeq lists its product as uncharacterized. NCBI's taxonomy places the organism in Eukaryota, Fungi, Basidiomycota, Tremellomycetes, Trichosporonales, Trichosporonaceae. The transcript has 3 exons. Bases 1 to 903 code for a protein of 300 amino acids. The record is from RefSeq and is a predicted model, not a curated record.